CUAGCCGAAUUCUCAAAACAGCACUACUGUGGCAGGAACUCGGCGCCGAACUCCAACGUCAUUUCCUUAAAUUGUUAAUCGUCAUCAAGGCGCGCCGGACCUGCAGGCUGUUUGUGGUGUGCGCCGUAGGUAGUUGAACAUGGCUCCAUCACCUACUAAACGUAAGGAUCGGUCUGAGGAAAGGGCAAAGGAAAGAGCAAAGGAAAAGACUGCCCCCAAAGAGGGCGACAAGGAUAGAGGAAGAGAGAAAGGCCGCAAGCGGCGCAGUGCCUCCACUGGUAGCAGCAGCAGCAGGUCUCGUUCCAGCUCCACGUCCAGCACCAGCUCUGGCUCCAGCUCUGGCUCUUCCAGUGGUUCCAGUUCAUCGUCAGCCUCCAGUCACUCUGGCUCCUCGAGCUCCUCCCGUUCCUCCAGCUCGUCCAGCUCCUCUGGGUCGCCUAGCCCCAAUCGCCGGCGCCAUGACAACCGCCGCAGGUCACGCUCGCAAUCAAAGUCUCUGAGGAGAGCCAAUGAGAAGGAGCGAAAGAAGAGGACCCCAAGCCCGAGACCCACCAAGGUUCAUUUGGGCAGGCUGACGAGGAAUGUGACCAAGGAUCAUAUCCAAGAGAUCUUCGGAACCUACGGCAAGGUCAAAAUGGUUGACAUGCCAGUGGACAGACUUCACCCACACCUGUCCAAGGGAUAUGCCUAUGUGGAGUUUGAGACCGCUGACGAGGCAGAGAAGGCCCUGAAGCACAUGGAUGGAGGUCAAAUUGAUGGGCAGGAGAUCACUGCCACUGCAGUGCUGGCUCCCCGUGUUCGCCUUGGCCCGCGUCGGCCCUCGCCCCCGCGGAGGAUGCCCCCGCCGCCCCCAGUGUGGCGUCGCACCCCACCCCGCAUGAGGAGGAGGUCCAGGUCUCCACGGCGCCGGUCCCCUGUCCGGCGGCGCUCUCGCUCGCGGUCCGCUGGCCGCCGCCGCCACCGCUCCCGCUCCAGCUCCAACUCAUCGCGGUAGAGCUGCUUUUUUGAGUCCGGGUUGAGAGGAAGGCCUGCUGGUACAUAAGAAGGCCUGCUGGUACAUAGGCCCAUGCAGCAGAUUUUCAGGAGUCUCUGCAGAGGCUUACUGACUUGUGGCAGUGAUGUGAUUCCCCCAUUUAUAUACAGUUGGUCCGUAUGUCUCGCUGGACGUCUAGAAGUGGUGUAUUUUGAGCCUCCUGUGCAUCUGAGGUUUAUUGUAUAAACACCACGCCUCCCAUAUGGAAACAAUGUUUUACUAUGUUCUGGUUUUAUUGUAGUUUUACAGAAUAAAGGAUCACCUUUGUGUCUAA
Brienomyrus brachyistius is the source of this 1307-nucleotide messenger RNA. RefSeq names its product RNA-binding protein with serine-rich domain 1-like. Gene Ontology annotation, cellular component: cytoplasm; ASAP complex; nucleoplasm. NCBI's taxonomy places the organism in Eukaryota, Metazoa, Chordata, Actinopteri, Osteoglossiformes, Mormyridae. Bases 140 to 994 code for a protein of 284 amino acids. The transcript is spliced from 7 exons. The record is from RefSeq and is a predicted model, not a curated record. Gene Ontology annotation, biological process: mRNA splicing, via spliceosome. Gene Ontology annotation, molecular function: RNA binding.